Messenger RNA from Nematostella vectensis (starlet sea anemone), 2454 nucleotides. RefSeq names its product SH2 domain-containing adapter protein D. The transcript has 5 exons. The coding region runs from base 51 to 1634 and encodes 527 amino acids. NCBI's taxonomy places the organism in Eukaryota, Metazoa, Cnidaria, Anthozoa, Actiniaria, Edwardsiidae. The record is from RefSeq and is a predicted model, not a curated record. Gene Ontology annotation, molecular function: phosphotyrosine residue binding.
CUUCCGUUUCACGUUCGACGGUCGAUAACCUGAUAACUCCGCGAACGAAGAUGGCGGGUAUAGGGAAGCUGUUUAAAAAGGGAAAGAGGCCGCCCGAGCCGCCUACAAAAGACUACGACAGAAGAUCUAGGAGCCAAGAUGAUGACUCCGAUGACGGCUGCUACUUAGACCCGACUAAAGUCCACCCGACGCUCCAUCCGAAUACUGCCGUAAUGCCGAGUUACCCGCCCCCAAGGCCUCAGCAUUCCCCCAAAAACAGCGAGCGCAGAUCGAAUGGGAAUGCCUCGACACGGGCCUCUCUCUCCUCCGAAGAUCAAGCUAGACCUGUGAAGCCACCAAGGAGACAUGGUAAAGGAGAAUCAAGCAAGCAAAACGCGCCAGCUGAUGACUAUUGUGACCCUUGGGACGCUGCUAGAGUGCCUCCCAUGAGACAACAGUUCUCAACGUCUUCAACAUCAUCAGGAGGAGGUGAGGCCUAUUGUGAUCCUCUUGACGUCUCGCCACCCCCUAAUCCCCAGCCUUCAGGAAAAGACAAACUUGAUGAUUACUGCGAUCCAUGGGACUCACGAAAAGUUAAGCCUCCAGUUGCUAAGAAACCAUCAGGGAGGGAUGAGUACAUGGAUCCAUGGGAUGCAAAGAACCCACAGAGUAGAACCACACCUAAAGAUUCAGAUGAUGAGAACUACAGUGAGCCAUAUGAUGCAGGGAAGGUUACUGUACUGGAUGAGCAGGCCAAGAGGAUGUCCCUCAGGGGAAUGAGGCUGCCGUCACAAGGGGAACAGGUCCAGUCCCCAACCACGGAUACCAGACCUCUAGAUGACUACGACUCUCCAUGGGAGAGCAAAGGCCUCGUUCGUCCACCAAGUCUAGCAUCAACAUCGCUUGGUGAGCAAAACAAGGAAGUGGACUCCCGACCAUCUGAAGACUAUGAUAAACCAUGGGAAUGGAUGGCUCGCAAGACACAGCACAUGAGCAUGGCUAGUCCAGCGAUCCCCAAACCACAGAACACAGCGACCCCCAAACAACAGAAUUCAUCAAACCCCAAACCACAACCAUAUGCAAAACCCCAAAGCUACUAUGUUAAGACACAAGCAUCACCCCAGAUAGACUCGCGCCCACCAGACGACUAUGAUGCCCCAUGGGAGUACAAUAAGAGAACGAGUCAGCUGGUCUCCAUGGUAACUGAACAAGGUGCAGUUGAUAAGGCGUCAUUCCCCCCAAAGCCCCCAAGGACAUUUGAUGAAGAGGUGGUUUCUGCUGGUUUUGAAGUGGACCCUGAACUGCCUCUUGUCAAACAGACCUGGUACCACGGCCCGAUCACUAGGGUUGAGGCUGAACGUAUCCUCAAGUAUGAAGAGGACGGUUCCUUCCUAGUGAGAGAUAGUGAAAGCUCUCGACAGGAUUACUCACUCUCAUUCAAGAACAACAAUGCGUUCGUUCAUUUAAAAAUCGCCCAGUCCAACGGCAAAUACGUAUUGGGUCAGUUCAGCAAACCGUUCGAUGCUGUUCCAGGGAUCAUUCAACACUACUCGCUAAACAAGUUGAACAUCAAAGGAGCAGAGCACAAAUAUCUAAAGACUCCUGUCUGCCCACAACACGAAUACUUUGUACUAGAGGAAAAAGCCAACAGCUAGGCCAGCACAAAUGGUGAAAAACUCCAGUUUGACCCGAACACCAGUACUUUGUACUAGAGGAGAAAGCCAACAGCUAGGCCAGUUUAGAGAUGCAACAACCUUGUUACAAGGGGGUGCCACCAACCUUUGUUCUUCCGAAAUUAUCACGCUCGAAAUUCUUUCAAUCGCUGGCAUUUUUCAACAAGAUAGUCCAGUCAAAAAAAGAUGCCAACCCGGAACAAAUUCGCACAGUACAAAUUUCGUCAGAUUUAAAUUUUACAGACAUUGACUAAUGACUUUGCCAUGUUUCCGCCCACUGCUUUUGGUAGACUUUAAUCAUAUUAUUAAUCACUGUGUUGCUGUGCAAGAUUGUUCCGGUUUUGGCAAUUUUGAAGAUAUGUGGCUGGAGCCUUAUUUUUAAAUCACAUAUAUAUAAAUACAAUAUAACAUCGGCGCAAAAAAGCAAGGUUUUACAGACGAUUCAAGCGCUCUUGCUGUAAUUCUCUAUGACGAAUAUUCUAAAGAAAUUCUAAAGACAUUUUUUUAAUGAUAGUUGACGUCGGUAAAACCUAUUAUUUUCUCUCUUGUUAUAUCGUCGAUCAUAGAGCAAAGAUUCAAGAGAGAAAACGCUAAAACAGCAAAGUUACUGUCGCUAGCCACACCCGAACAGAUAAUAAAACGGUGUUGUAAGAAUCAGUGGCUAAAAAUAGUCCCGUCAAUUAAUCAUGUUAUAAUCAGGAAAAAAUCUCACAGGGCCUCAUUCGGUUGAAAUUUCCGUUUCCUUAGAAAAUAUAUUACACUAAGUAAGACAAUUAAAUGGCAAAUAAAUGAAUUAACCGUU